This is a messenger RNA of Apis mellifera (honey bee), 4523 nucleotides long. RefSeq lists its product as uncharacterized. Gene Ontology annotation, biological process: epidermal growth factor receptor signaling pathway. Lineage: Eukaryota; Metazoa; Arthropoda; Insecta; Hymenoptera; Apidae. The coding region runs from base 2617 to 4158 and encodes 513 amino acids. The record is from RefSeq and is a predicted model, not a curated record. Gene Ontology annotation, molecular function: epidermal growth factor receptor binding; receptor ligand activity. The transcript is spliced from 7 exons.
AAGGAGAGGUAAAACGUGUGCGUGAGAAGUGACUUUGUAUUAAUAGGAAAGAAUAUUUGCAUGAUACAAUAAUGCAAAUGCGUUCAGUAUACGAGCGACUGAUACACAAUUUAACUACCGUUACGGGACACUUCGCCGAGUGAAGUGGCGUCAAUCGAACGAAGAAAUACGGAAACGAGAAAAAGAGAGGAAGCGGCGAAAGAACACACGAACGCGCGAGAACGCGUGCAUUAGAAACGAAAUGCACGCGUCAAAACGUAUUACAAUUUCACGCACGAAAAGUUACACGAAAAGGUUCGUGGAACGCGAGCCAGUACAACGGAUUACACCCUAUACAGAGAAUGAGUUGCGGUGGAAAUUAUGGACAAUAUUGUCGGAACAAAUUAACGUGAAUGAACGAAUUAUUUUAAAAAAAAAAAACUUCUGUUUCCGUGGACGAGUAGAUGUGACGAGAAUUUGGAAGAAAGUUAAACCGUGAAGAUAUCACGCGGCGAGGAAAGAAAGGAGGAAAGAAUAGAAUUUUAUUCAAGAAGCGCUCUAAUGCGGGAAGUACAGGCUCGGUGAUUUCCGGAUGCAAUCGGUUGUUUCCGGCACGGCCGCCCUCCCGAACUAAAACCAUUCAUUCGAUGGAGAGCGAGAGGCGAAGGAUUGAACGGAGAACGGGAUAGGAAGGUGGUAGGUGGAAACGAGAGUUCCCGAGGAAGAAGGAUGGAGAAAGUGAGUGAGCGAGUGAAUGAGAGACGAGCAGAGGGAAGAGUAAGUGGAAAGGAGAAGGAAAGCGGUGUGGCAGGGUAGAGAGGCAAAGAGAAUACAUGAGAGAGGUAGGCUCGGCCGAUUCGAGAAGGCUGGCAGGCUGCUGGUAGGCAAGAGUAAGAAAGCGAGGGAGCAUACUGGCUGGCAGAGGCAGACUGGCCGGCCGUGCGCUGUAGUUAACAGAACUGCUAGCAAAUCGGCAGCAGAUGUGGCCAGUUAGCUCUGUGCUGUGUUCUCGUUCGGAUCUCGGUGUUCCGUAUAUUUCGAUGACUGACUGAAUCCGCAGUCGAUAGUAGCGAUAGUUAGCUAUCGAUUGUCGAGCGUGAUCCUCGUCGUCGACAUCGACCCGUAUCGAAAUUGAAAGAACGAUGCAAAAGUGAAUGCGAGAAAAAGGUAACAGAAUCAAUGACAAGUCGUGGCAAAGUGAAAACAACUUUUUGCGAACAUAAUAUCGACGUAUAGUAUAGAGUAAGACGAAAUUGGAUGGGAUAAACGGCGACAAGAGGGAACAAUUACGAUCUAUCGAGAAGAAAAUCAGAACGUAGAGAGAAGAGGAGAGAACAAAUCGAAUGGAACAGUCGGUCGCGCGCCAGCACCAAGAACGCAGUGACCGUCGUACCUGUCCGUCGGUGGCCGAAGACUUGUCCGAUCGAGACUCGGGAGUGAUGUGGCAACGUUGCUGGUGGCUCGCGAGUGGAGGAGUCAGUCGUUGCUCGGCUGUUCUAUCGUAGUCUGUGUCUGACAGUGCAGUGUCGCUGCCAAUAGAACCGCGAGGGCCCGUCAGGGCCCACGAACAACGCGAACACGAGCACCGCGAUAAACACCGCGGUCAAAAUGACAUAUUUAAGAAAAAUAAGAACGAAUUACAUCACGAGUAUCGAAGGGACAAUCGUACAAACACGUCGUUCAUUGCUACGAUAGCGCAUGUUCACGUUGUUUAUUACCAUCGUAAAAUAGCUCAAGAGAAGAGAGAGUUUUCAUGACUUGCGAGAGAGUAACAGUGUUUCGAAGCGUACAAUCGCUGUGUGACGCGCGUAUUCGUUGUAUAUACACAUCCGUUUCGAGUCGCUACAAGCGGGUUUUCUUCGAACCUUUGUAGAAGUUCCUAAAGUGCGUGCGUACGGUUACAUACGCGGCUGCUACUCGAAUGUCGAGAAACGAAUGAGUGCGUGAAUCGUGACAACAUCGUGUCGAAGUGUACAGAGAGUACUCAGAGAGAGAGUGAGAGAGAAUCCGUCUCUCUUUCUCUCGCAUCCCGUAGAGGCCGUGGUCGGACUUUACGCCGUCGUACGCGCUUCUCCCCUCCCCCUUAAUAGACUGCUUCUUUCUCCCUCUCUCUCGCUGAAGGCCAAUUUAUCUAUCCCGUCGGCCGUACGUCUGUCUUAGUCUAUACCAUUCCUGUCUGUGCGCUGGCAGAGUUUUCACUGGCGCGACACGGCACGGCACGCGCGCACGGUACGACACGUAAACGAAACCGGCUGUCCAGGCGAAUCGGGAGUGUCAAAGAUCCGAAAAAUCACGGGCAUGGGAACAGUGUGUGCCAUGGACUGAAAAAUAGUGCGGGACCCGUUGUCUCGUGCUUACCGCCGUCCAAAGAAGAUCUUGCAUUUCAUCCGGUGCGUGCUUGUGUGUUCCUUUACACCAAAGGAGGAAGAGAGGUUAGGUUAGGCUAGGACUCGCGUCACCCCUGGCCACAGUCCGUCCUUGUCUCUCUUACACUUGGUUCCCCUACCUCUCUUUCUCUGGCAUACAACGAAGAGGAACGCAGACACAAGAGUCCAGACCGAUUACAUACACACGUACGCGCGCAUACACGCACACAUACAUACGCAGGACAAUUGGGGAAAGAGGAGGAAAACACAAAUGCCGAUCGCCCGUGGAAUUCUGGUCGCUGGAACUGCGGCUCAUUGCUGGUCUUCCGCCGCUGGCAUGCUUCGAUUCCUCGCUAGACUUUCAGGGAGGCGGCGGCACGUGCGCCGGAGCUGCGGGCCAGGUGGUGGAGCUCGUGCCGCUGUUGAGGGGACAGCGGCGGGGGUGGGAGGCUGCGCGGCGGGCGGAGGGGCGGGCGAGGGCAGGAGGAAGAGGAAGGGAGGAUGCGAGGAGGCGGGAGGGGGGGCGAGCGCGGCCGAGGAGGUUAGUCGCUCGCCGGUGGCGGAUGGCGACGAGGCCUGCCGCGGCGACAGCGCCACCAUCGACUGCCGCCACCGCCGUCCUCACCUCCACCGCGCGCACCACCGUCGCAUGCACGCCCACCGUCAACAACACCGGGAACAACAGGGAUCGCCGGAUCGAUGGGAGGAGGAGGAGGAGGAGGAGCGGAGGGACGAGGCGGGUAGCGGGAGCGAGGAGCGGCAGCUCGUCGCCGACGAGGAAGCCGUCGCCUCCCCCCCUCGCCGCCGGGAGAUCCAUCGCCACCAUUGCCACCGCUUGCGCCACCACUGCUACCACCACCACCAUCACAACAACAACAACAACAACAACAACAAUCAUCGUCGCCGCCGUCGCCAACACCACCAUCUUCGCCACCAUCACCGUUGCCGCCACCACCACCACCACCACCACCACUACCACCACCAUCACCACCAUCACCACCACCACCAUCACCAUCCCCAUCUCCACCACCGGCCCCGGGACGACAGACCCCCCUGCGAACGGGACCAGCGGUGCGUGGACCGAGCACUGGCCCCUGCGCCCAGGGACGAGCGCAAUAAAGCCGAUGCCACCGACGAAAAAUACCCUGCCACCGUCACUGCCAUGACGAGGGGAUGCAGGAUCCCGCCCUACCUCGCCACGCUACUCAUCCUGUCUUACACUCUCUUCGGUAUAGCAGACGCCUGUUCAUCGCGGUCGACGCCGAAACCGCGGCCACCGACGCCGACGCCUCGACCGAAUAUCACAUUCCACAUGUACACGUGUCCACCGGAUUACGCCGAGUACUACUGCUUGAACGGUGCCACGUGUUUCACUGUCAAAAUCGUCGAUUCCCUCCUUUACAAUUGUUUAUGCGCCAACGGUUAUAUCGGGCAGAGAUGCGAGUUUAAGGAUUUAGAUGGUUCCUAUUUACCAUCCCGGCAACGUGUAAUGUUGGAGACGGCAAGCAUCGCCGGCGGUGCCACGAUAGCAGUAUUCCUGGUCGUUAUCAUUUGCAUAGCGGCUUACAUCCACUGUAAGCGAAAGCAAAAGGAAUUGCGGUCGAGUAACUGCGUCGACACGGUGGAUGGUCCUGGCCGAGAUCCGGAGUUGAGGCCGUUUAGCAACCGUAGCCGCUCCCUCAUGAUCUUCAUGACCAAGAAUCCCAACAGCUCGGCGGCUAUAGAGCAAACGAGAAUGCCCGGAUGGAACUGCCCUGAAGCGGAGUCAAUGAGAAUGGCGUCGAUCAGCGAAGGGAAGCGUUCCAAUCAAUGAUAAAAAAGGAUGAUCCCGGUAGGUGUGUGCCUGAUAAUUCCACGACACGGGCCCGUACGAGGCGUCCACCUCGCGUGUGGAAGCGUUGUGGAGCAUCAGCGAAACCGACGGAAGGGAAAAGAAAUCAGCUUUUCUUCACCUUCAAACCUCUGCUAUCUGUCUCCGUCCAUGGACCAAUUCUCGCGAUUAGGCGAGCGUUAGAGAGGAAAUGCAGGCAGAGAAAGAAAAGGAGGGGAAAGAAUUUUUCUCUUUCUUAUUUACACGAGCCUUUGUCACGUCGACGUUUCAUUUUCCCCGCAUGAAUUUAUCCGUUUCUGCCGAGAGAAGGAAAAGAAGGAGGAAAGGGGAGGAAAAGGAGAGAGAAA